CUAAUUUCAAGUUUCAUACAGUGCGAGACCCAUUCGAUCGGGCGUCUCCUGGUAAUUCAUCGGAAUCUUCCUCGUCCCCCCCACAAAAUCUCGUCAAUCACGCCUUCGACGAUUCCGCUGUUGCUCUCUCCCUUCCUUUGACGCGCCUUUCCCACGGCAAGUCCCGAUUUUUCUAAUACCCAAACCCAAGUCCACAGCGCCUUCUUCUCCUUCUUCUUCUUCCUUCUUCUUCUUCUUCCGGUGCUGCUUCUUCUUCUUCUUCUUCUCUCUCUCUCUCUCUCUCUCUCGUCUCGUCUUUUCCAUUCGCUGCUUCACUUUGCUGACCCGCCCGAGCGUUCCCGCACCGGCGUCGACAGACCCACCGAGAAAGAUCGCUGCCCGGGUGGUCAAAACCGGAGCUUGGAAGCUUGGAGAUGUCCCGAUCGUGCUACAGGCGCCUGGAGAGGUGCUUCGGCGGGGGCGGCGGGGACAAGCUGUCGUGGCACGUCGAUCUGAAGCCGCACGCCUCCGGGGAGUACUCGAUCGCGGCCGUGCAGGCGAAUUCCUCGCUGGAGGACCAGGCGCAGGUCCUGACCACCUCGUCGGCCACGUACGUCGGGGUCUACGACGGCCACGGCGGGCCCGAGGCGUCCCGCUUCAUCGCCCGCUCCCUGUUUCCGUUCCUUCACAAGUUCGCGUCGGAGCAUGGUGGAGUAUCCUCUGAAGUCAUUAAAAAGUCAUUCGAUACUAUGGAAGAAGAGUUCUUGCACUUUGUGAGGCAAUCCUGGCCUCUCCGGCCGGAGAUUGCGUCCAUGGGUUCGUGUUGUCUUGUUGGAGUGAUUUCGAGCAACGUUCUCUAUGUGGCGAAUCUUGGUGACUCGAGGGCGGUGCUCGGCCGGAGAAAUUCAGAAAAAAAUGGAAAUGGUGCGGUGGUGGCGGAGAGAUUGUCCACUGAUCAUAAUGUUUCCGCCGAGGAGAUUAGGAAGGAGGUGGAGGCCCUUCAUCCCGAUGAUUCUGGUAUUGUUGUGAAUACUCGUGGUGUCUGGAGAAUCAAGGGAAUAAUUCAGGUGUCAAGAUCAAUUGGAGAUUUCUACUUGAAGAGACCUGAGUUUAAUCAAUGGGGACCAGCAAUUCCAUUAAGAAGACCUUUAAUGACAGCUGACCCCUCUAUAGUUAGUCGAGAAUUAAAGAAAAAUGACUUAUUCUUGAUAUUCGCUUCAGAUGGUCUCUGGGAGCAUUUGACUGAUGAAGAAGCUGUUGAAGUUGUCUCGAAAUAUCCACAAGCUGGGAUAGCCAAGCGACUGGUGAAAGCUGCCCUUCGGGAGGCUGCGAAGAAAAGAGAGAUCCGAUUCGAUGACAUAAAGAAAAUCAAGAAGGGCAUAAGACGGCAUUUCCAUGAUGAUAUAUCGGUGGUCGUGGUUUUCCUCGACCACUCGCAUGAUUCUCACCAUUCUAGAGUCAUGCGUCGAGACACCUAUGAAAUCACGACUGUGCCUGUCGACAUUUUUUCACAUAACGCAGAUGAAGCUGAUUGCUGAUGCACAGGGCAGAUAAAGCUGUUGUACAGUAUCGGUGAAGGGAGAAUCCAAGAUGGUGCAUCCCAUACACAAUCACUAUAGAUUAGGCAGUUGUACAUAAGUUAUGACGCGGGGGAUCUGCUAGCCAUGGGCCGUAGAUGCUUGUGACUUUUAAGGGAUAUCUGUUGUGAGGUUUUCUGCUCAUCCAUUUUUGGCUUCCAAGCCAAUCUCUGUUACAGAUCAAUAGAAGAAUCAAUGGGGGUCCUUCUUCAGAUCUGGUUUGACAUGGGUUUAUGUUUUGGCUGAGGCUCGCAGUUUCCUACCCCUUCUUUGCGGUCCUUUGACAUUAUCAAUGACAUACGGUUACAAGAUCA
Messenger RNA from Eucalyptus grandis, 1870 nucleotides. Its product is annotated as probable protein phosphatase 2C 63. The transcript has 4 exons. The record is from RefSeq and is a predicted model, not a curated record. Bases 414 to 1517 code for a protein of 367 amino acids. NCBI's taxonomy places the organism in Eukaryota, Viridiplantae, Streptophyta, Magnoliopsida, Myrtales, Myrtaceae. Gene Ontology annotation, biological process: protein dephosphorylation. Gene Ontology annotation, molecular function: protein serine/threonine phosphatase activity; cation binding.